Messenger RNA from Drosophila mauritiana, 1322 nucleotides. Its product is annotated as E3 ubiquitin-protein ligase RFWD3. Lineage: Eukaryota; Metazoa; Arthropoda; Insecta; Diptera; Drosophilidae. The transcript has 2 exons. Gene Ontology annotation, molecular function: metal ion binding; ubiquitin protein ligase activity. Gene Ontology annotation, biological process: protein polyubiquitination. The record is from RefSeq and is a predicted model, not a curated record. The coding region runs from base 204 to 986 and encodes 260 amino acids.
CUUUUUUCAACUCAACUGUUAAGUAGCUUGGUGGCAAAAAUUAGGAAAAUAGGUUAAGGAUACAAAAUGCUCUGGUCACACUGCAGAAAGGAAAUAUCGCCAGUCAAAGCACGUGUGUGAAAAGGCAAAGUUGAAAAUUGUGAUUGCACUUGGCAUUAAAGCUUCUUCGAUUUUAGAAAACACCAGUCCAAUAAAGCAGCAAGAUGAGUACAGUCGCAAGCAACGAUCAGCACGAGGACACCGGCGUGUUGCCGAUGUCCGGCACGGGCAGCCCCAGCUCCCAAAUCCAGCAGAGGGGCAAUGGCGCGAUCGUGCCCAGCUACGAGCGUGCUACUGCCGGCGAGCAGGGCGAGGCGCAGGCUGCAGCUAGCUGCAGUGCAGUCGCUCUGCGUCCGUCAGGUGUUGCCACCUCUGCCGACGUAGUGAGUGGGUCAUCAUCUGUGAGCAGCCCCGUGCAGCCGUCCUGGAUGUGCUCCAUCGCCAGGUCCCAGGACAAGAAGUGCGGCAUUUGCUUCGAGACGAUCAUGGAGAAGGAGGGAGGAGAUAAGCGUUUCGGCAUCCUGCCCAGAUGCAACCACGUGUUCUGCUUCCAGUGCAUUUCCACGUGGCGUCAGGCCAAGCAGUAUGCCUAUCAAGUGACGCGAGCUUGCCCCGAAUGUCGCGUUUGGUCUAACUUUGUAUGUCCCAGUGUGGUUUGGGUGGAGGAAAAGGAGGAGAAGGACCAGCUCAUCAAUGAUUACCUCGCCGCUUUGAGUGCAAAAGACUGCAAGUACUUUAGAAAAGGAAAGGGCGUGUGCCUCUUUGGCAACAAGUGCUUUUUCAAGCACGCUUUGCCCGACGGAGAACUCAUAGAUGCGGGCUUGCCGACCUAUACUCAUGGGCUACCGAUUCCAACUGAUUUUAUGGGGUUAGCCAAUUGGUUUGUUGAUGUUGAUGACAGUAGUUCCGACGACUCUGAUUUCUCGGAUUCCUCGGACGAAAACUAGACUGCCAAAACUGGAGUUGGGUUACAUCACAAUCAUUCACCACUUAAUUCCAAGAAUUUUGAGGCACUUUUUACUUGCAUUCGAUUUCCAUCACAAGUGGCUUAUCCUUAAACUGAAGAAAUAUUAGUAUCAAUAAAUAAGCAGUAUAAUUACAUUUUGAAAGUAGGUGCUGGUCUGGAACCUACAACUGAUAACCUACAAACCUGAUGACAUUUAAUAUCAAGAUAUCAAUGCUUUAACAUAACUAUUCCCUUUUGGAGAACUUUCUUUCAAAAUGAAUCUCUAUGAUAUACAAUCACAUGUUUUACAAUUAAAUAAAGGGGACUAAAAUGAUAA